CGGAGCAGCCACGCGUUCCCUCCGUCCAUCCGGAAUAUUAUCGGAGACGUUGAAUUCUCGACAGUCGCGUCGUGCAAGUUCGCCACAGUGUGUGUCAUCAUUGCGAAUUUAUUUUCUGUUUUGACGAUAGAAUAACGGUAUCGCGGUCGAUCGGCGAUCUCUGCCGCCACAGCUGGUUCGAUCCGUGCCACGGCACAGUGGUUCGUCGGCGCGGCGAACUGACCGCAACGUGGACGCGAUUCACGUUGCAAAAUCCACGCCACCCUCGGGUAAUCCCGUGUGCCCGUACAUGAUCGUCUAUCGUUCGCAUAAAGCCACGUAAAGCGCGUUUCAAGUCGAAUGUCAAGUCCCUGAGCCGCACACGUGCGUUCCCGUCACACUCCCUUACCCCUCGGUAUAACAUAACCUAGAAUAAAGCCGCGUGGCUUAGCGUGCCAAUUGCGUUCGAAGUUGCUCGCGUCAGCCGCUUGCUCAGUUAGUAUUUUUCAGUGUAUCGUUUGUACCGCAGGUAACGUGAAGUGACAAGUGCCAAGCAACGAUUUGAACGAUGGAAGCUGGAAAUUUUGCAAUAGAAACUGGAAAUCGUACGAUUGGAAAUGAAUACGAUACAUUUCCCAAGGAAUUAUUUCCCGAUUACCCAUACUUAGCUGAGGACGAGAGUUCACGGCUGAUGGAUAUGGUUGAGAAUAUUUCAGCAGAAAAUUUUAACGCAGUGUACAAUUCCAUUUGUAAUAUUGGAGAAAAUAGCGAAGCAACUAGGCUUGUUGAAGAUCUGUUUGCAAACUCGCUACAGUCAUUAUCAUCUUAUGAGGACUACAUAACGACACCUACCAAGAACAUAUAUAUAUAUGAAGAUAUGAUUGAAAUAAAUAAAAAGCCUUGUGAAAUAAUAUUAAAGGAAGAAAAACAAGAAACUGGAGCUACAUCUGAAAUAUUUGAUAAUACCGUAAAAACGGAAGUAAAGAUUGAAGAAGACAAUUUUACUGAACAAGAAAUAAAGGACGAAAUAUUUCAGUUUCCAACAAAUAACACUCUGCCUGUAUUGUCUUAUGUAAAAAAUAAAAAUAAAGCAAAUACCAAGACAAAAAAUCAAAAUGCAAAAGGGAAAAAGAAAACGAAAGAAGAUAUAAUAGCAAUUAAAAAUACAAUAACAAUUAAAAAAGUUAAGGCAGAGGAGCAAGAAGAUUGUGUAGAUGUUGAAACGAUACCACGAGAUGAAAUACCAAUACUGGAAGCACACGAUGCAAAGAGUUUGUUGGAAAAAUUCGAGGCUUGCGAGAAUCCAAGUCCAUGCAAUAAAUCGAUCGUUAAAAAUGAUCAUACAUAUGACAUGAGAUCAAACAAAACAUGUCAAGUGACUCAAGAGUGCAGGGCUAACAUAUCGGAGAAAUCCGUUUCUCAAGCUUCCAAUCAACAGACCUCAAUCUUACCUAAAAAAAUAAUCAAUAAAACAAAGCUAUCAGAACGUAGAAAAACUAGUCCGAAAACUGCUACGCUAAAUGUACAAAGUAGUAAACGUAAGAGUACACGAAUGCAAGACGGAGCUUCCUGUAACAAGAUUUUGAAGAUAGACUCUACAAUAUUGAAUGAUGCUAAGAGUAGAACUAUUAGUAGAACUUUGGUACAGUUGGAUCACGAUUAUUGCAAUAAUGACAACUUUCGUACCAAGAGCUUUCGUACCAAUAGCAACAAAACUACAAAACAUACAUCUGCAUUAAAAUCGAGCCAAAAUGAGAAUUGGAACCAACACGAAAGACAUAAUACUGACAGUUCAAAUGAACAAUAUCAUUUGGAAUUGGCUAAUGUGUGUGACGGUAAUGGAAAACCAGCAGUCUUACAAAAUGAAAUCAAAGAUAAUUGGCUCGAAAAUGAUCAUAAAGACUGUCAAAAAGAGAUUUCUCUCAAAUACUCCCACGAUUUAAAUAAUUCAUCUGUUAGAAAUAUAAAUAUUUCAAACGCAUCUCCAACCGUCAAACCUCUUCUUCUUUCUAUUCGUUCACCUUUAGCUAGAAAAAUCAUCCUGCAAUCACAGAAACAUGUAUUACCUAAAACGAAUAUUGUACAAACAAGUUUUAAAACGCAAUAUAUUUCCGUAUUGAAGAAUCCACCAAACGCAUCACAAUCACAAUUCUCGAUAAAUAAUUCUAAUGAAAAUAUGGUAACCACUAUGAAUAAUUCAAAUAAUGAAGUACAAAAUAUAAUUGUACAAAAUACUCAAGACACGCUACCACAUGAAGAAGACAAGACAUCUCGUGUCAAAAUUAGUGUAUUAGAAUAUCGAAAAAGAAUACUGAACGAUAAAUCUCGUAAUGAUAAACCCAUGAUAAUGAAAGAAUCAUCUCGAACUAUACUAGUGGAUAUUUAUCAUGCUUCAACUAUGAAACCAUUACUUAGAUCUGAUCAAGAAAUAAAGGAUACGUUUUGGUGUGAGAGAGAAAUUAUGCCAUGUUGGAAAAAGGAAUCAGAUAUACAAGAAGAAAAAAAUAAGCCAAAACCACCUACUCGCGAUGUACAAACGGAAACGGACGAAAAUAUUUUUGAAUAUUUAAAAUCAGUAGAUGUUGAGGAGGAAGAUGGGAAAAUUAUGGUGAAAAACACAAAAAGGGAGAAAAGUACAAAGAAUAAAAAACAGAAAUCCUGCGAAAGAGUUUCUCACAGUUUGAGUCGAUCUAGAUCAAAAAGUAGAAGCAGGAGUACGACAAGCGAAAGCAGUAGCAGUAGCAGGAGUAGAAGUAGAAGUAGGAGUAGAGACAGAAGAAGAAGUAGAAGCAAAAGUGAAAAUCGAAGCAGAAGGAGAAGUAGAAGUAAGAGCAGGACAAGAAAUAGGAACAGAAGCAGAAGUGUUAGUACACGUAGAAGGAGCACAAGCACAAGCAGAAGCAGAAGCAGAAGCAAAAACAGGAGUAGCAGUAGAAGUAGAAGUAGGAGUAGGAGUAGGAGUAGAUCUCGAGUAGAUCGACGUAGUAGCCGACGAACAAUAAGUCAUCGCACGCGACGCAGCUCUGUCACCUCAACUAGCAGUUGGUCGUCUCCCACAUCUAUUUCAAUGAGAUCAAAGCAUUCGUAUUCACGUUCUAGAUCUCGAUCCGACAUCCGAUCUAGAUCUAGAUCCAGAUCCAGAUCUAGAUCUUCUGAACGGUUUUAUUCUAAACGAUCAAGGUCUCCCUCGACUUCAAAUCUUCGAAGAAAUAAAUGGUCUAAUCAACGAAAGGAUAGUAGGGAUCGUGAAAGAAGUUACGAUAAAUAUGAGAGACGCGAAAGAAGUUAUGAUAAAUAUGAGAGACGCGAAAAAAGUUAUGAUAAAUAUGAGAGACAUUCCUUCGCCAAUCGCCAUGCCAAUAGAUGUUAUAGUGGAUCACCAUUAGGUUCUUAUUCCGAAACUUACGAUGAUUGGCACAACAGAAAAAAGCAAAGAGAAAUAGAAGAACGAAGAGUGGUAUAUGUAGGACGUAUAGACGAAGGAAUUACCAAAUCUGAUCUACGUAAAAGAUUUGAAAUUUUUGGACCUGUUGAAGAUAUCAGUGUACAUUUUCGUGAACAUGGCGAAAACUACGGUUUUAUCACUUUUUUAUACAACAACGAUGCUUAUGAAGCCGUGGAGCAUGGUAAUGAUAAUCCAUCUUUACCUGAAUAUACUCUAUCUUUUGGUGGUCGCAGAGCGUUUUGUAAAUCCAAGUACGCCGAUCUUGACAAUGUAGAAGAUGAUGCAUCUAUUAGGAGGAGGCCUCACAUAGAUGAAGAGAUGUCCUAUGAUUAUCUCUUAAAGUCAACAGCAUAUAUGCUCAAAAGAAAAGUUUGACAUACGUAUUGUCUAAUCGUUUUAAAUUUAAACAAUAGAUUGAUUGUUAUUAAAGUAAAUUUUUUAGAGAGAGAAACGCACUUGUAUCAAUGCUCAUAUACAGUGUGUUUUGGUGCUGCUCCUUUACUAUAACAAAUAGUAAUUAGGGAUAUUCAAAUUAUAAAUACAUUAGGAGCAUUUGACAUUUUUAAUUAUCCGAUGCU
This is a messenger RNA of Mycetomoellerius zeteki, 4002 nucleotides long. Its product is annotated as serine/arginine repetitive matrix protein 2. Gene Ontology annotation, molecular function: RNA binding; transcription factor binding. The record is from RefSeq and is a predicted model, not a curated record. The transcript has 14 exons. Gene Ontology annotation, biological process: positive regulation of transcription by RNA polymerase II. Lineage: Eukaryota; Metazoa; Arthropoda; Insecta; Hymenoptera; Formicidae. Gene Ontology annotation, cellular component: nucleus. The coding region runs from base 548 to 3799 and encodes 1083 amino acids.